AGUAGUAAGAAAAAUUCUAGAAUAUUUAUCUUUUUUUGUUUUUUUGAGCAACCGAAUAUUUAUCUUUUCAAUUCAUGGAUUUUGUUCUGAAACUUGUUGCGUUCAUACUCAUAGUUUAUGUAGUUCAAUCUAGAGAAACUGUGAGAGAUUUGAAAUCCUUCAAGUUAAAUAAGAAUACCAUAUAUGAUUGUGUGGAUAUAUAUAAACAACCUUCAUUGAGUCAUCCACUACUCAAAAACCAUAAAAUUCAGCUUGAACCAUCUUUCUCAAUCUCCAAACCGAAAAAACAAAUUAAAACUGGAGGUGAAAGAAAAAAAAUCAUUGAGUGUCCUAGUGGAACAGUUCCUAUACUCAGAAAUACGAAAGAAUAUGUCGCAAAUGCUCAAUAUUGGACAGAAAAACAUUUUAACCCGUUUACCGUCGAAAGUCAUGGGACACAUAUUGCUGGAGUAAGAUCACAAGGCCAAGGUCCUUACCAUGGUUUGGCAGCUUGGAUGAGUAUGCAUAAUUUGAACAUUAGUAAAGACCAAGCUUCGUAUGCUAGCAUAUAUGUAGGCAGUGGAGUUAACAACAAAGUUAACUUUAUCCAAGCUGGUUGGAUGGUAAAUCCAAAAUUAUUCGGUGAUGGACGGACAUGGAGUUAUGGGUAUUGGAAGGGAGCUAAUGGAGCCGGUUGUUACAAUACAAUAUGUCGUGGUUUUGUUCAAGUGUCAAAAACUGAUGUUUUAAGUGGACCUUUACCUUAUGAUCCCAAAGGGGAAGAGGGUAUAUAUUUUAGUAUCGCACAGGAUAAAGAAUCAGGAAAUUGGUGGAUAACCGAAGCAGAUGAACGAAUAGGUUAUUGGCCAAAAGAAUUGUUUGAUCUUAUAAGUAAUAGUGUAGACAUGAUUGGAGUUGGAGGAAUAGUUCAAGCUUCUCCUUCUGGUGUUAGCCCUCCAAUGGGUAACGGCCAUCUACCAACUGAAGAUGACAAUGCGUCGGCACGCGUCAGAAAACUUGAAAUCUUGGAUUCCAAUUUUGAGAUCCAGGAAAGUGGUAAAUACAAGUUAGAAAAAUUAUUAGACAACGAUAAAUGUUAUGGCUUAAAAGGUGGAAGAAAGAAACCAAUGUUGUUCACAUAUGGUGGACCUGGAGGAGCUUCAUGUGGAAUCUAAUAUUAUAGUAAAAUCUAUGUAUUUGAUUAUUAUAACCCCUAAAUAAUUUGGACUUCAUGUUUCAUGUUCGUUCAACUUCUCGAAAUA
Messenger RNA from Camelina sativa (false flax), 1241 nucleotides. Its product is annotated as protein neprosin-like. Lineage: Eukaryota; Viridiplantae; Streptophyta; Magnoliopsida; Brassicales; Brassicaceae. The record is from RefSeq and is a predicted model, not a curated record.